Messenger RNA from Lepus europaeus (European hare), 2780 nucleotides. RefSeq names its product F-BAR domain only protein 1-like. Gene Ontology annotation, biological process: clathrin-dependent endocytosis; clathrin coat assembly. Gene Ontology annotation, cellular component: cytoplasm; clathrin-coated vesicle; plasma membrane. The transcript has 27 exons. Lineage: Eukaryota; Metazoa; Chordata; Mammalia; Lagomorpha; Leporidae. The record is from RefSeq and is a predicted model, not a curated record. The coding region runs from base 140 to 2722 and encodes 860 amino acids.
GCUGACAGUGUGGGUCUGGCCUCCCCUGGUCCUGGGUGCGAAUCCAGCGCCUUCCUGGCUGUGACUGGCAGGUAGCUUCCGUCUGGCAGGGCAGGCUCGGGGCAGGGGGCCGCGUGGGGUCUCCGCGGAGGCCGUGGCGAUGUCGUACUUCGGCGAGCAUUUUUGGGGCGAGAAGAACCAGGGCUUCGAGGUCCUGUACCAGGGCGUGAAGCAGGGGCCUGCGUCCACCAAGGAGCUGGCCGACUUCAUCCGCGAGAGGGCCACCAUCGAGGAGACCUACUCGAAGGCCAUGGCAAAGCUUUCCAAGCUAGCCAGCAACGGGUCGCCCAUGGGGACCUUCGGGCCGCUCUGGGAGGUGUUCCGCGUGUCCUCCGACAAGCUGGCCCUGUGCCAUCUGGAGCUGACGCGCAAGCUGCAGGACCUCACCAAGGACGUGCUGCACUACGGCGAGGAGCAGCUGCGCACGCACAAGAAGUGCAAGGAGGAGGCGCUGGGCACCCUGGACGCCGUGCAGGUGCUGGCCGGCGUCAGCCAGCUGCUGCCCAAAGCCCGGGAGAACUACCUGAGCCGCUGCAUGGACCAGGAGCGCCUGCGCAGGGAGAGCGGCAGCCAGAGGGAGGUGGACAAGGCAGAAACGAAAACCAAGAAGGCGGCCGAGGGCCUGCGGCGCUCCGUGGAGAAGUACAACACAGCGCGGGCCGACUUCGAGCGGAAGAUGGCAGAGUCGGCACUGCGGUUCCAAGCCAUGGAGGAGACGCACCUGCGGCACAUGAAGACGUUGCUGGGCUCCUACGCACACGCGGUGGAGGACACGCACGUGCAGAUCGGGCAGGUGCACGAGGAGUUCAAGCAGAACGUGGAGAACGUGAGCGUGGAGACGCUGCUGCGCAAGUUCGCGGAGAGCCGGGGCACGGGCCGGGAGCGGCCGGGGGCGCUGGACUUUGAGGCCUACAGCGCGGCCGCCCUGCAGGAAGCAAUGAAGCGCCUGCGCGGAGCCAAGGCCUUCCGCCUUCCGGGACUCAGCCGGCGGGAGCGGGAGACGCGCGCGGCCGUAGACUCCCUGGAGCCGGACUCUGGGACCUGUCCCGAGGUGGACGAAGAGGGUUUCACCGUCCGGCCUGACCUGACCCAGAGCAGCGCGGGCGAGCCGGCCCGCUCCUCAUCCAGCGACUCGGACUUCGACGACGAGGAGCCGCGCAAGUUCUGCGUGCACAUCCGACCCGCUGCGGCCCGCGCGCCCCCCUGCAGCCCAGCGGCCGCGGCGGCGCAACUCCGGGCCACGGCCGGCGGCCUCAUCCUCCCCCCAGGGCCAGCGGGCACCAUGAGGCGCCCCCCUGCGCGCGACGCUGCCGCAAAGCCCCAGAGGCCGCGGUCCGCCCCGCGGAGCAGCAGCUGUGCCGAGAAGCCACCCGCUGAUGAGCAGGUGCCCAAGAGCUUGUUCGGGCCGCCGCUGGAGUCGGCCUUUGACCAUGAAGAUUUUACAGGCUCCAGCGGCCUGGGCCUCACAUCCAGCCCCUCCCCCUUCUCCUCUUCGUCCCCGGAGAACGUGGAGGACUCGGGCCUGGACUCCCCGCCCCCCGCGGCUACGGGGCCCUCCCCGGAGUCCUGGGUCCCCCGCCCGGGCACCCCGCAGAGCCCGCCCACCUGCAGGGUGCCGCCCCCGGACUCGCCCCAGCACCACGCCCCUUGCUCAGGGCCCUGGGGGCCCGAGCCUGGGUCCGCAGACCUGACACCCGCACCUGCCGAGGGCACCGCUCGGAGGUCCCGCAAGAAGGCGCCCCACCCCCUCGCUCGCAGCAAUGGAGACCUGUCUCGCUCCCUGAGCCCCUCCCCGCUGGGCCCUGCAGCUGAGCGGCCUGGAGUCUCCCACCCGGGGCACGGCGUCUCCCGCGGCCCGAGCCCCGUGGUCCUGGGCUCCCACGACGCGCUGCCCGUGGCCACAGCGUUCACCGAGUACGUGCACGCCUGCUUCGGCGGCCCCAGCCCCAGCUGCCUGGCGCGAGUGACCGGCGAGCUGACCAUGACCUUCCCCGCGGGCAUCGUGCGCGUGUUCAGCGGGACCCCGCCCCCGCCUGUGCUCAGCUUCCGGCUCACCCACGCCGCCUGCAUCGAGCACUUCCAGCCCAACGCAGAGCUGCUGUUCAGCGACCCUUCCCAGAGCGACCCCGAGACCAAAGACUUCUGGCUGAACAUGGCGGCGCUGACGGAGGCCCUGCAGCGCCAGGCGGAGCAGAACCCCGCGGCCUCUUAUCACAACCUGGUGCUGCUGCGGUACCAGUUCUCCCGGCCCGGGCCCCAGUGCUCGCCCCUGCACCUGAGCGCCCAGUGGCAGUGCGGGGCGACACUCACGCAGGUCUCCGUGGAGUACGGCUACCGGCCGGGCGCCACAGCCGUGCCCACGCCGCUCACCAACGUCCAGAUCCUGCUGCCGGUGGCCGAGCCGGUGACCGGCGUCCGCCUGCAGCCGGCCGCCACCUGGAACCUGGACGAGAAGCGGCUCGUGUGGAAGCUUCCAGACGUGUCCGAGGCGGGGGGCUCGGGCCGCCUGUCCGCCAGCUGGGAGCCGCUGUCAGGGCCCAGCACGCCCAGCCCCGUGGCCGCACAGUUCACCAGCGAGGGGGCCACGUUGUCCGGAGUGGACGUGGAACUGGUGGGCAGCGGCUACCGCAUGUCACUCAUCAAGAGAAGAUUCGCCACAGGGAUGUACGUGGUCAGUUCCUGAGCCCACAAGACCUCGGCUGCCGCCGCCCGCACUGCGUCCUGGUGCUCGCCGCCCGCCC